AUGACCAUAAGCAGUGUUCCAAACCGGGUCAGCCGAACCUUUUCCAGCUUGCAAGCACUACGUAUUGAUGCGCACAAUGUUCUUAACGAACUCAGUCACAGCAACUACAACGGAAACCAAUAUAUUCUCGUCCAGGAACUACCUGAGGAUAUAUGUACCCUUCUCGACACGGACAGAAAUGCCCUCGAUGGAAUCUCCUUCAGAUUCUCAUUCAGAGACAGAACAGGAUUGAUCAAACUCAUACCCACAUAUAAUCAUCACACCUGUAUAGCAAACUUCAUCCACCAGCUUACUUUUGCAAUGAUCACUGCCGGCUAUCCAUUUAACGAUAUCCAAUGGGCAGGCAACACUACGUUUCAACCUACAAGCAGUGAAGGCAAGCAGCCAGACAACUGUUUUCUGCCUCCCAGUCGGCAAGGAUACGGGGGUCAACCGGGUUGGCCUACUAUGGUACUUGAGGCUGCUGUUUCCGAGUCACUUCCUCAGUUGCGUGAGGAGGUCAAGUGGUGGUUUGAGAAUUCAGAGGGCGCUGUGCGGAUUGUGUUGCUGUUGGGUGUUGAACAGGCUGAGAGGACAGUGUUUCUGGAGAAAUGGGAGCAGUCUGAAGUCUAUCAGAGUCCAUAUAUGGCCCAGCAGGUUAAGAUAACUCCUUCGACUGCUGAUGAAGCUUCGCUUUGUCUUUCUUUUGCUGCUUUGUUUGAUCGAGCGCCUGGACUUGCAGAGAGAGAUGUUGUCCUUGACACGCAGGGUCUUGUCAGAAUUGCUGCCAAUCUUUAA
Aspergillus wentii DTO 134E9 is the source of this 777-nucleotide messenger RNA. RefSeq lists its product as uncharacterized. NCBI's taxonomy places the organism in Eukaryota, Fungi, Ascomycota, Eurotiomycetes, Eurotiales, Aspergillaceae. The transcript has a single exon. Bases 1 to 777 code for a protein of 258 amino acids. The record is from RefSeq and is a predicted model, not a curated record.